UUGCUUGAGUAAAAACAUUUUCUUGUCUGUGAGCGGCAGCCCACGUCAAAACAAUACGUGACGUUUACAAAUUUUUAUGUUGGGUGAUAUCGCGAUAGCUGCUGUAAAUUUGCGAAAAAUUCGCCACGCAGCAUGGGAGAUGCAUCGGUCGCAGAUACCGAAUCUAAUAAACCCAGUCCUCAAAGCGAGGCGCCGUCCGAGACGGACCGGGGUCCUUUCGGCGGGCUGGAAUUUCAAGUUUCAGAAGUGGUAGAGAGGUUGGAAGCCGGAGUGAACGCUCACGAGGCCGGAGAUGAAGAGAGACGGAGGGAACCGCGCAAAAUCAGCGCCGGGUUCUUCGAGCCGGAAGAAACGUCUAUGGAUGAGAUAUUGAAGGUUUUAGAGGAGUUGGUGUUGAAGACGGACCCUAGUUGCGAGAGCGCGGAGCCGCCGCUGCUGCCGACGGACGAGGUGACGCGCGCGGCGAUCCUGUCGCACAGCAUCUCGGCGCUGUUCGGGCGGCUGGAGCGCGGGCACGCCGCUCGGCUCGGAGCGCACAUCGCAAGCGAAACGUCGCGGUGGAUGGCGCACAUGUUCAGAUUGGCAGACUACAGCGCAUAUUACCACCAAGAGCAAUUGGAAGGUCUGGUGCGAGUGACUCGCAUGCUGCUGCACUGUCGCUACCCGCGCUAUCUUGAAGAUGGGGCACUGGCGUUCGCGACUCGCCUCCCAUGCAUAUACAGCUGCGUGGCAUCUCCGCUAGGGGUCGUACAACAUUUAUGCAGGCAGCUCGGCCUGCCUCUCGCCUGCGUGCGCCCCGUGCCGCAGCACCCGCGCGGGCGCGGCAUGGACGUAUCAGCCCUCGAACGUCUCUGCGAAGAAGACUUGGCGGCGUCGCGCACGCCGCUGCUGGCCCUGGCGGCGGCGGGCGCGGCGCCGCUGGGCGGCGGGGACCACCUCGCGGCGCUGGCGGCCGCGUGCCGGCGCCGCGCGCUGCACCUGCACGUGCGCGGGCACGGCCUGGCGCUGCCCGCGGCCACGCCCAGAGACGAAAGUUAUAGUAUAGCUGACUCCGUCACACUCACGCCUGGGCCCUGGUUUGGCGUCCCCGGCCUCCCUACUGUCACAUUUUACAAAAUUCCAGAACCUAUGACAGCAAACGAUCAUUCCAAAGGUGUAAAUCCAGCGGGCAGCCGCGAGGGCGCGCUGGCGGCGCUGGGCGGGCUGGCGGGGGCGGGGGCGGGCGGCGCGGGCGGGGCGGGCGGCGCGGGGCGGGCGGCCGCGCUGCCGCUGUGGGCGGCGCUGCGCCGCGCCGGCGCCGCGCGGCUCUCCGCCCGGCUGGCGGCGGCCUUCCGCCACGCCCGGGCGGCCAGGACCAUCGUCGCCGAGGCGGGGCUCAAGAUACUGAGUGCAGAACCCGGCGGCGAUGAACCACCAACCGUUGAUCUAGUUGAGGCAAUAUCGCGGGCAUCCGCAUGCGUUACAUUUCAGUUUGCCCCCGAAGACUCAGAAAAGCCGCCACCAUACUACGACAAGCUUAACUCCUGGCUCGGACAAGUAUUGCAGCGGGAGGCAGAUAUGAUCAGCAUAGAGGUGUGCGAGACGGAGAGCCACGGCGUGGUGCUGCGCUACUGCCCGCUGGAGGGCGCCGCGCUGGAGGGCGCCGCGCCGGCGGGCGCCGCGCUGCCGGGCGCGCUGGACGGGCUGGCGCCCAUCCUGGACGCCCAGGUCCAUGUACUAAGGGCCACGGCGGCUCUUAGGGAGCCUUUCUUACAGCACGUAGCGGCGCUGCCGUGCCUGCAGGCGGCGCACGUGCCGGGCUGGGCGGGGCUGGGCGGCGUGCGCUACGUGCCCGCCGGCUGGGAGCACGCCGCGCCCGAGCGCCAGGACGCGCUCAACAGGUACGUCUCGUGUCGACCUUGUUGCGUGUCGGCGGCACGUGGCGGCGCUGCCGUGCCUGCAGGCGGCGCACGUGCCGGGCUGGGCGGGGCUGGGCGGCGUGCGCUACGUGCCCGCCGGCUGGGAGCACGCCGCGCCCGAGCGCCAGGACGCGCUCAACAGGCAACUGGUGGAGGCGCUCCGCGCCACGGACGGCGCCUUCAGCUGCGGCGAGGCGGCGGACGGGCGCGCCUGCGUGCGCUUCGGGAUGGUGACCGCCGACACCGACGUGCGCGAGCUGCUGGAGCUCGUGCUGCUGGCGGGCCGCGACGCCGAGACCUGCUCGCGGGAGCUCACCGACAUGACCGAGGUGCUCAAGAAGGGUAUCGAAGAGGCGGUGGCGGACUUGGAGCGCGAGAACGCCAACCGGCUGUGGCAGGAGGGGCUGCUGCGGCGCGUGCCCGUGGUGGGGCGCGUGGUGGACUGGUGGGCGCCCGCCGCCGUGCCGCCGCCGCCGGGCCGCCGGCUGCAUCUGCAGCACGGCACCCUGCAGCCCACCAGCGACAUCUACAGGUACGUACAGAAGAAGGCGGAGUCGGAACCUGCGCGCGCGCACUCCCCGGCCCGACAACCUGCCGCCGACCAGUAGGCGCGUUGGCACAUGUUGCUAACUUUGGCACAUGGCACACGACAUGUUGCUAACUUUGGCACAUGGCACACGACAUGUUGCUAACUUUGGUACAUGGCACACGACAUGUUGCUAACUUUGGCACAUGGCACACGACAUGUUGCUAACUUUGGUACAUGGCACACGACAUGUUGCUAACUUUGGCACAUGGCACACGACAUGUUGCUAACUUUGGCACAUGGCACACGACAUGUUGCUAACUUUGGCACAUGGCACACGACAUGUUGCCGACGUUGGCACACUCGCCGCCCACCGUUGACAGGCUCGCCAUGUAAAUCAGCUUGCGAUCUGACCUAAUAGUGUUCAGAAGAAGUGGACGAGAUUGUAAAUACACCAAUUUGUCUUUUCAUUCUCUAAUCACCUGCUUUUUGCUUGUAAUUCAUUGUACACUUGAGAUUACGUCUACUUCUUCAAUUAAAAAUACAGCUUAAUUAAUACUAUGUUCUAACCGGAUACAUAUUGCCACAAAAUUGCCAAGAUAAUAGCAAUUUUGAUAUGUGAAAUAAAAAUACAAAUUAAGUAACGGUUAGAAGAUUUUGCAAGUAGUAGAGAAUUUAAUUGUUUACUUUUUCUGCCAUUUCUAUUGAACACUAUUUUUAGGCUACGCAACGCGACAAGUUAACAAUUUAACAUAAAAUGUAACAAUGGUUACUAUUGUAAAUCUUUAUUAUAUUUCAUUUCAUAGUUAUAAAUGAAUUGCUCCGUCGGUCGCCCGACGACCAAAGAUCACGAUCAUUUUUCGGUAUCAGCAUCGCUCGUCGCAUUCGUUUUUCGUUUAUUUCUUAUUUCGUAUUAUUCUGUAUUCGUCACUCGUUCUGUUCUCGUCUUGUUCCCUCUUUGUCACUCUUCAUCUUCUUUGGCAAUAUUCUUUAAGUUGUCUUUAUUAUUUUUUAAUUCCACGUCGGUGGCAAACAAUCAUACGGCCCGCCUGAUGGUAAGCAGUCACCGUAGCCUAUAGACGCCUUUCCCUUAAUAUGUCUUAUUCGUUUUUCGUCAUGGUCUUCUUUAGUCUCAUGCAUCAUUUGUCGGUUUCCUAUUUUUUCUCAUUGACGUUUUCGCCGAAAAUAAUUUGACGAGUUCGAUUCUGGGCACAUUCCUAAUUAGUCUCUUCUGUUUUUAUCGUAUUCUGAGUUCUGUGACUAUUGUUUAAUAUGAAUAUCAUUAAACUAUUGCAAAUAUCGUGUUCAAUACCCAUUUUCCACAUUAUCUCGUCGUAAACGUCUCUAAAACGAAUACAAUAAUGACUUUCACGAAAAAAUGCACGACUGAGAACGGGACGGGUAGCAAAUGCACCCAAAAAAAGAACUAAAAGAAUUGCCAAUGAGAGCAAAAAAGAGAGUGUUAAAAAACUAAUGUGACUUAACAUAAACUGCGAAUAAUACGAAAAACGAUGGAGACGAACAACGAUUAAGACUAAAGAAGGCCGUGACGAAAAACUAAUUAAGACAUAUUCAGAGGGAGACUUUUACAAAAUUCGACUUAAGAAUAUUGUGACAAAGAGCGAUGAAGACGAGUAAAUAACGUGUGACGAAUACAGAAUGAUACGAAAUAAGAAAUAAACGAAAAACGAAUGAGACGAGCGACGCUGAUACCCAUUUUUCGACAAAAAUGUAAUAUUUUGCCAAUUUUUAAGCAAUAAUUUUAUAGUACUAAUAAAAUAGGCAACCAAUUCGAAGCCCAGUGGCAUUACUUAAAGUAUUAUUUAAUUUGAAUGAAAUUAAGUGGCAAGUUGAUUAAUUAUUUAUAGUGGAAUCUUAAUUAACGCUGUCAAGCACCAGAGUUACGUGAUCAGUGCCUUAACUCUUACCUUAUUUAGUUUAAGUACCUAAUUAUUCAACGAUUUUGACUUUUAACGUCGUGGUCGUGAAUUGUAUUAUCCAGGAAUGUACGCCAAUAUAUACGCCAAGAAUUAUCCAGGGUGUCCAGUGUCCGAUUUUCGAUUUCAAAAUUUGAUUUAAAAAAAACAAACAUAUAAACUGUUUAUUUUUAUGAACAGAAAUUUACCUAAUGCUGUUUUAGUUAUUUGAAAGUUACUUUAUCUGAAUGUCGACCUUGGCUGUGUACAUACUGCGUGUUCUGAAAUGACUGCAAGCUGAUCUGAGGCCAGCGAUCCGAUGCCACUAAUGAAUCCGCAACACUCACAACACUAAAACAGCCCAAGUCUACUGCUGGACACUCUGUAGGUACAAACGUCGUCAAAGAUAUGUUUACAUUGUUUGCCUUAUUACAAAGGAAUAAGGUGUAAAAGUUGAAACAUAUCUUUGACUGUACAUAUUUAGUUGGCGUACUUGCGAUAUAAAGAAGACUACUUAGCUUUUUGAAAACAGAAGGGUUUAAAGGAAUACCUUAGUAAUACACACUCGUGUGAAAUUUUCAAGAAAUACAAUUCAUAAUAUACAAACAGACGAACAGAGGAGACUAAUUAUAACCCUCUAAAAUGUAAACAACGUGCUGAAGUGUCGCAGCUUUUAUGAGAAAAGGGGACUUUCGCCUCGUAUACAAAUAUAGUCUCUAUUUUCCUCUCUGAAUAUUAUCAUUAUAGAAAAUAUUUUUACGCAAUUUGCUAUAUAUUAACGACAGCUAUCGUACCCCUUCGUUUGCGUAGAAAUAUUUUCUAUAGAGUCGACAUGGAGAAGCGGUCGUCCAGUGUCGUGUUAAAUGUGCAGAGUUAAGGUACUGGUAGCGUUCUUCCUACUGUGGUUAACGAGUAUAUUAUGUUAAAACAUAAUAUGAUUGUAUUCUCGACCGCACCCACGUCUAUUAAUAAAUAUGGUGAGACUAAAUUAUUAUUUGUACAAAUUUAUGUUAUCAAUAACCUGUAUAAAAUAAAUAAUAUGAAAAUUUACAA
Messenger RNA from Cydia pomonella (codling moth), 5393 nucleotides. RefSeq names its product pyridoxal-dependent decarboxylase domain-containing protein 1-like. NCBI's taxonomy places the organism in Eukaryota, Metazoa, Arthropoda, Insecta, Lepidoptera, Tortricidae. The record is from RefSeq and is a predicted model, not a curated record. Bases 133 to 2559 code for a protein of 808 amino acids. The transcript has 15 exons. Gene Ontology annotation, cellular component: intracellular membrane-bounded organelle.